Molecule: messenger RNA, 4307 nt
Organism: Tupaia belangeri chinensis (Chinese tree shrew)
Lineage: Eukaryota; Metazoa; Chordata; Mammalia; Scandentia; Tupaiidae
Gene: CYTH3
Product: cytohesin 3
Exons: 12
Coding region: 106-1161 (351 amino acids)
Biological process (GO): regulation of ARF protein signal transduction
Molecular function (GO): guanyl-nucleotide exchange factor activity
Source: RefSeq, a predicted model, not a curated record
GAAGACCUCUCAUUAGAAGAAAGAGAAGAACUUUUGGACAUUCGUCGAAGAAAAAAGGAACUUAUUGAUGAUAUUGAGAGACUGAAAUAUGAAAUUGCAGAGGUGAUGACAGAGAUCGACAAUCUAACUUCUGUAGAGGAGAGCAAAACUACUCAGAGGAACAAGCAAAUAGCUAUGGGGAGAAAGAAAUUCAACAUGGAUCCCAAAAAGGGAAUUCAGUUUCUAAUAGAAAAUGACCUGCUCCAGAGUUCCCCAGAAGACGUCGCCCAGUUCCUUUAUAAAGGAGAAGGCCUGAAUAAGACCGUCAUUGGGGAUUACCUGGGUGAGAGGGAUGAAUUUAAUAUUAAAGUUCUUCAAGCUUUUGUUGAACUCCAUGAGUUUGCUGAUCUGAAUCUCGUACAAGCCUUAAGACAGUUCUUAUGGAGCUUCAGACUUCCAGGAGAGGCUCAGAAAAUCGAUCGCAUGAUGGAGGCUUUUGCUUCACGCUACUGCCUGUGCAACCCCGGGGUCUUCCAGUCCACAGACACAUGCUACGUGCUGUCGUUCGCCAUCAUCAUGCUCAACACCAGCCUGCACAACCACAACGUGCGCGACAAGCCCACGGCAGAGCGCUUCAUAACCAUGAACCGCGGCAUCAAUGAGGGCGGGGACCUCCCUGAGGAGCUGCUGAGAAAUUUAUAUGAAAGUAUUAAGAAUGAACCAUUCAAAAUCCCAGAGGAUGAUGGGAACGACCUGACGCACACGUUCUUCAACCCGGACCGGGAAGGCUGGCUCCUGAAGCUGGGAGGGCGCGUGAAGACCUGGAAGCGGCGGUGGUUCAUCCUGACGGAUAACUGCCUCUAUUACUUCGAGUACACCACAGAUAAGGAGCCCCGGGGAAUCAUCCCACUGGAGAAUCUCAGCAUAAGAGAGGUUGAAGACCCACGGAAACCUAACUGUUUCGAGCUUUAUAACCCAAGCCACAAAGGGCAGGUCAUCAAAGCCUGUAAGACAGAAGCCGAUGGCCGCGUGGUGGAGGGGAACCAUGUGGUGUACCGGAUCUCGGCCCCGAGCCCUGAGGAAAAGGAGGAGUGGAUGAAGUCUAUCAAAGCAAGUAUCAGUAGGGAUCCUUUCUAUGACAUGCUGGCAACAAGGAAACGGAGGAUUGCCAAUAAGAAAUAAGGCUUUCCUGGCUUGAGCAGGCGGAAGUAAAGACCCAAACCCCACAGCAGAAAGUGACUGGAGACCUCCCUCAACACCUCGGGCUGCUCACCCGCAGACCGUGUGGCGGGGCGCCGCAACCCCGUGUCAUGCUCACAGCUUCUCCAGAACCUCCAUCCACUGCCCCCUGUGCGUCCCCUGCAUCCUGCGCUGUGGGCUGGGACUGUGGCCGGCUGGGAGCAUCAGGGAGCGACUCCGUCCUGCCUCCACCCCAGCACCCACAGUCGGGCAAGUCUACGAUGUGUUCCCAGUUCUAGCAGCAGCAGCGCCAGUGGUUCAGCCCGGAGAUCUGUGCAGCAGGCGGGCCUCGUUUCCAUAGAUCGGAGCCGGUUGUACCAGCCGUGCCGCUCGCCUUUAUUUUUGGCGGUGUUAAUCGUUCUAGAAGCUGCUGUUUUAUAUCAAAACAGGAAAGGAAAAGCUACCCAUUUUUUAUUCAGAAUUUUUUUUCUCAGAUAUAUAGGAUUAUAGCUUUUAUAUGCCUUUUUAUAUUCUGAAAUUAUAAUGAAAAUACUUUCUAACAGUAGUAUUUUUAGAAUGGCAGCUAUAAAUUUAACUCUUGGACACACAUAUAUACUGUGCACUGAAAAAAAAAGUAUAUAUCUAUAAUGCAGCACCUGUGGGAGGGACCCGGGAGGGCGUGCGUACUGUGCGGGAGCUGGCCGCUCCUCAGGCUCAGGGGCAGCCGACUGGCUGCUCUGGGGAGGGAGGCACCUGGUGUCCUUGAGGACACUUGCAGGGCCUCCAGGUCUCAUCACUCCUGCAACCUCCCUUCAACCCAGACUUGUUAGUCCCAUAAAUAUUUUCUGAAAAAGCAAAUCAUUAAGAUAUAAUGACCAUGCUUUGGGAUGUUUGUCCUGUAACUGCUGAAUCCUAGAAAACAGCUUUUUCUCUGGACACAGAUUAUCUGCAUGUUGAACCACAUGAAACUGCUGAUACUCAAUAGUUGACUGUUUUUGACCUAAGCAAGUGCAGUUUCAUAAGGUUCAGCUGAACACGUAGCUCCAACCAGCUCUUGACCACAUGCGUUGCUAUUAAAACCUUUUGGCAAGAUACUUAUUUUACUGACAUUAUAAUAAUUUGACAGAUUUUUUUUGAUGUAAUGAAGACAUAUCAGUAACUAGAAAUCAUCUUAUUCCUUGUGUAGUCCAUGUUUUCAGAGAUUUGAUCUUCCCUUGUGAGGAGGGAAAGAACAAGCUAUGCGUGGCACUUAGGGUAUUCUGUGAGCAGUUCAGCCCUCCCCCCAACCCCAUCACACACACAGGUGGUGGACUUGGGGACCCCAUGGCAGGAGGUGCUUAGUGUGUUUGCUGGAGAAGUGUGAAUGUGGAUCCCCACAUGGAGCUGUCAGAACUAGACGGGAUGAGGCUGCGGUGCUUGGGGUGAGACAGGGCUGGGGACAGGUGCCUGUCUCCCUGGAGCUUUCUCUCUGCCUCCAGGAGGCCUGUUAUCCCAUGUAGAAGCCUCUUGCCCAUGGGGUGUUCUGCCUCACCUGCAUAGAUGCCCCAUAAACUUGCACCCUUUGGAGGCCAUUUGUACAUGUGUACCAAAUGAACAUCCAGAAAGAAAACCUCAGACAGUAUGCACUUAGGUGCCGUUCUGAAUAGCAGAAGUUACUGUUGUGAGCUGCUGUGACAGGCGCUGAGUGGCUGGGGACCCUUGGCCUCUGUGCAGCUGACCUUGUAGCUUUAAGUCACACUAGACUAAGGCCAUAACUCUCCAUCAUGCUUCAGACUUUUUGUUUGUUUUUAUUCCCAAGCUAGUAGGCUUUCUCACUGUACUGAUACCUCAAAUUUUAGUUUUUGAGAAAGGCAAGUCAGCAUUCUUGACAUGCCUGACUGAUAUAUAUGCAACUCUGGCCUCCCGUCUUCCAUGGAAACAGAGACGCUGUCUGGACCCCUAGACCACACACUGAUGAUGGCCGGCUCCGGCACUGCCCACCCCGGGCUGGCCCCACAUACAGGACUGGCUGUGGUGCCAGCAACAUCAGCAUCUCAUCCCGUGGACGGGCCACUUCCUCUCGUCUAACCCAGGCAUGACCCUGGGAGAGAAUUUUCUGUCUUUUGGGUGUUGAGAGAAGUGAGCAUGGAGUCGCCUGAUGAUAAAUCUGUUUCUCCACCACGAUCAUCGUAUAUGAGCUUCACCUGAUGACUCUUCACCCAGGAACAAGGCAGAAGGCCGUGGUGCUUAGUCUAGAUAACUUGCCAUAGAGUGUUAAAUGAUGUCACCUACUUCCAGGUUUUGUUGCGACAGUAUUAAAAUGAAGGACAUACGGCCAUCACGCCACUGUGCCCUCAGGCAGCCUAGUCCAGGAGACCCACCAGGUCAGGGACUGUGCAGGGCUGGCCUCCGCCGGCACUGACCAGAACUGGCACAGCUGUGAUGUCCCCUCGCAGUGGGCGGACCUGGCCACACGGCCUGAGCCUCGGCAUGAUCGGUCAUGUCAUCCUCCUCCCCACCCUGAUGUCUGUGCUCAGUGCUUGAAUUAUUAGUCCCAACUCUGGCCAAAGACAAACUUUCCUCCAGAAUCAAAGGGCAGUGUGCAGUGAAGAGGAGCCCUGGGCGGGAGACAUGGCCGCCAUAGCCUGUCUUGCUGAGCCCUGGUGAACAACUGAGGUUUAAUUAGACCCCGGACACAGACAAGCAAUAGUGUGUUCAGGGUCAUGGAACAUUUUUGAGCAGUUUAAGGUGGUACCAAACUUGAGUCAAAAUAGGAGCUAUUUAUAGAUGAAGCAACACUUAAUGCUUCAUAUAAAGCAAUGCAUAUUUUAAAAUUACAAAUGCAGGUAUCUCUACAUAGAUGUGCUUUGCUGAGAAGUUAGGUCUGUCAUAGACCAGAAACCACAAGUUGUGAUUUCUUGUUUUCUUAUUUUUUUCUUAGGAAACAUUUCUAUUUACAGUAAAUAUAGUUAAUAUGUAAAUAAUGUACAUAUAUAUAUUGAUUUCUGGAGUGUUAUUCAGUGUAUAUUCUCCCACAACUUGCAUGAAGAAAUAUCUGUAUCUACUGAUAUUUUGCUGUAAACUGAACAGUAAAAUAGGAGGGUGGAUGGCUGUCACAAACUCUUACAAAUACUAUGUUCAACAAAUAAAAAUCAAGUGUAUCAUUAAAA